AUGGGCACUGAAACCAUAUACAUUCUAGCCGGAGCGGUGCUAUUAGCAGUGUUAUCCUUUGUAAACGCUGAGGUUGAUUGUGAAACACCUCCGACAUUUGUGGAUCCAAAAGAAUGCUGCAGUGUACCAAAUUUAAUAUCUGAGGAAUUGAUUGAAAAAUGCAAAGGAAAUGAACGUCCUCCACCACCACCAGAAGGCAUGAAUAAUGAGGUUGAUGAUAACCAGCGUGGUGGACCACCACCACAUGCUCACAAUCGUCACGGACCACGUGGACACCAUGGGCAUCAUGGACAUCAUCAUCACCAUCAUUGUUUCCCAUCCUGCCUUUUCAAUGAAACUGGCAUCUUAAUUGAAGGCGAGCUGCAGGAAGAAAAUUUGGAUACCUUUUUAAGUACUGCUGCUGCUGAAUCUCCUGAGAUCAUACCAAUUCUAAAGGAAUCCUUCCAGACAUGUCAUCAAAAAUCCUUGGAAAUAAUGGAAAAAAUACGUCAACAUUUUGAAAAUUCAUCUCGGCCAAAACCACCACAUCAUCAUCAUUGUUCUCCCCAGGCUGGCAUACUAUUCCAUUGUGCAAUGUUGGAUACUUUCAAACAAUGUCCCGAUUCUAUUUGGUCUGGCACGGAUGAAUGUAACAAUUUACGGGAAUACUUUACAGAAUGUAUGCCCUCAUCUCCAGGUGAUAAUAAUGAAGAGGAAGUAGUCGAAGAAGAGGCUUAA
Molecule: messenger RNA, 717 nt
Organism: Musca vetustissima
Lineage: Eukaryota; Metazoa; Arthropoda; Insecta; Diptera; Muscidae
Product: general odorant-binding protein 67-like
Exons: 4
Coding region: 1-717 (238 amino acids)
Source: RefSeq, a predicted model, not a curated record